AAGAAAUUAUAGACUGAAGAUAGGUUGGUGGAGAAAUCAUGAGCAUCAACAAGGAAAACGAGAACGGCGCCUACACGGCGACCACAACCACGACGCCGCGCGAAGAUGUCGAGCCGCAACUACCAGACGACCAAGUGACAACCCACAACGACAACGCAACGGGGCAAAGAAUGUCCGCAUUCAAGUCUCUGGGCUGGCUCGACCGCUACCUGGCCGUGUGGUGCUUCCUCGCCAUGGUCCUCGGCGUGCUGCUCGGCAACUUUGUGCCCGAGACGGGGCCAGCCCUGCAGAGGGGCAAGUUCGUCGGUGUCUCGAUCGCCAUCGCCAUCGGGCUGCUGGUCAUGAUGUACCCGAUCCUCUGCAAGGUCCGCUACGAGUCACUCCACAAGCUGUUUGCGCACCGCGGGGUCUGGAAACAGAUUGGGUUCAGCGUCGUGGUGAAUUGGAUCAUUGCUCCGCUCCUCAUGCUUGCCCUGGCUUGGGCUUUUCUCCCGGAUAGAAGCGAGCUGCGCAGUGGGCUGAUUAUGGUUGGGCUUGGAAGGUGUAUCGCUAUGGUCCUGAUCUGGACAAACUUGGCUGGUGGCGAUGAAGAAUACUGUGCAAUCCUAGUCGCCGUCAACUCGGUCCUGCAAAUGGUACUUUUUGCACCGCUAGCCGUCCUGUUCAUUGGAAUUAUCAGCCAGGAAACCCAAGGCCUCGACGCAAAGUACACCGUGGUGGCGACCAGCGUGGCCGUCUUCCUGGGCAUACCGUUCGGCGCCGCCGUGAUCACCCGCUUCGCCAUCCGCGCCACCCUAGGCCCGGAGUGGUUCGAAAAGGUGUUUUUGCGCUUCAUCUCGCCGUGGUCUCUUAUCGGCCUGCUGUACACAAUCGCAGUCCUGUUCGCCUCGCAGGGCAGGCAGGUCGUACAUCAGAUCGUUUCCGUGGUGCGCGUGGCCGCGCCGCUCACGGUGUACUUUUUCGUCAUAUUCUUCGCCACGCUGCUGGUCGCGCGGCGGUUCCGGUUUGGUUACGCCCUGGCGACCACGCAGAGCCUGACGGCUGCGAGCAACAAUUUCGAGCUUGCCAUCGCCGUCGCCGUCGCGACGUACGGGCCCGAGAGCGACCAAGCGCUGGCUGCUACCGUUGGUCCGCUGAUUGAGGUCCCUGUACUGUUGGCGUUGGUCUAUGCUGUGAAGUAUCUGGGCAAGCGAUGGGCGUGGAAAUAGCCGACACUUCGGUAAUGUGGACCGGUCUUGAUGGAUAUAAAGUAGAGCUGUAGGGGUUCCCCCAAAUAAUAGACCGCAUAUUUGAUCGUGAAUAGAGGAGGUCAGCCAGCUUCCUCCAUCAGCUGCAGUAACUUCGUAUUCCUCACGACGCAGCUCCCCGGACCAAUGCAACCCAACGCUUUGCGUAUCGAGACUUCACUUCCAUGCCCACGAACCUGCGCCAAGAUGACAGUUGCAUUAUCACAGGGUGUUUCCAACAUGGAGUGGAGUGGAGGCCGAGUAGCGGAGUCCGCAUCUGUAGAAGUCAGCCCGGCUGAUUGUCUCUGCUCGCCCACUACAGAAGCAUCCAUCACGGCCUGACCCCCUGCAACAUUUUGGGAAUGCGCAUUUGGGUUUGUUGGCCCAACAAGCGGCGGCUCUAUGGCACAAGAAUUUCUGGGUACAAGCUCCCCUGCGUGG
Messenger RNA from Pyricularia grisea, 1667 nucleotides. RefSeq lists its product as uncharacterized. Gene Ontology annotation, molecular function: antimonite transmembrane transporter activity; antiporter activity; arsenite transmembrane transporter activity. Gene Ontology annotation, biological process: antimonite transmembrane transport; arsenite transport. The transcript is spliced from 2 exons. Gene Ontology annotation, cellular component: plasma membrane. NCBI's taxonomy places the organism in Eukaryota, Fungi, Ascomycota, Sordariomycetes, Magnaporthales, Pyriculariaceae. The coding region runs from base 39 to 1208 and encodes 389 amino acids. The record is from RefSeq and is a predicted model, not a curated record.